GUUCGGUAGCUACUUCGCGUGAAGAUAUCAUGAUUUCUGUAAUUUCAGCAUCUCGAUUCACUUUCUCCAUUUCCAAAUCCACGAAGCUCUGUUCGUGUUCGAGGUCUAGGGUUUGGCCCUCUUCUUCACUCAGUCUCCGCUCUCGUAACCGAAAUUCGAAUCUGUUUAGCUCCGAUUCUAUGAGUGAAUCCGCUGAAAGUAACUCCGCUCCUCCACCGGACGACAGCGUGGAGAAGACAGCCGACGUUUUGAUUCAGUACGUGGUGCUCCGGAGAGAUCUGAUCGAUUCGUGGCCUCUUGGAAGCGUCGUAACUCAGGGAUGCCAUGCUUCAGUCUCCGCUGUUUGGUUGAACAAAGACGAUCCCCACACUUUCGAGUACUGUAGUCCACACAAUAUCGAUUCUAUGCAUAAGGUUACUCUUGAGGUGAAGGGAGAAACUCAGAUCGUCAACUUGUCGGAGAAACUUAGAGCAAAUUCAAUCGCCCACAAACUAUGGAUAGAACAACCAGAGAACAUCCCAACAUGUCUUGCAACAAAACCCUACCCCAAAUCUGUUGUAUCAGCAUUUUUUAAAAAACUGAAGCUCUGCAAGUGAUGGAAUAUUGAAUUGUAAAGAAUUGACGAGUAGUUUCAUUUGUUAUGCUCCAUUUCUAGUUCAUAUUAAGAUAUGUAUAAUUCUAAUUUCGAAGAUAUCCAGGAUUACAAACCGUUUCUGCAGAGAUCAUGCGGCACACGCGAAGUAGCUCAUAAUCAUAAAAGAGACGUGGCAGAAGAAAGACCAAUUUUUUGGAGCAAUCAAGAACUUGCGUUUGGUUUUCCAGUAAAGGGGGAGGAAGCAGAACCUCCAUUGGCUUUCAACGUCGGUGGCCUGGAUCAUGCCUCCGCAGAAGGGGCAAGCCCCUGGAGCUGGUUGCCUGGACAGCACCCUCUGAUCCUCAUCGCACACGAACACCAAACACAUCUUGUCACCUCCUUCAGUGGUGGACUUGGAAGACUUUAUAGAGAGAGAAAGAACGAAGUUUCAUGGAAUUUGAGGUUUCCUUGGGGUUUGGCCUGUUAUGGUGGAGAACCGCGUGCAUCUAGAAGAUUCUGACCCACUCCAGAAAGAAGGAGAAGAAAAGUAUUAGAUCCGGAACAAAGUCCAGAUGGGGGAAUUUCGUACACUCGUCUUCACAGUAGGAACACGUGGAUCUCCAGAUUUUGGAGCCUGAUCUCUC
Cucurbita moschata (crookneck pumpkin) is the source of this 1218-nucleotide messenger RNA. Its product is annotated as putative peptidyl-tRNA hydrolase PTRHD1. The record is from RefSeq and is a predicted model, not a curated record. The transcript is spliced from 5 exons. The coding region runs from base 30 to 596 and encodes 188 amino acids. Gene Ontology annotation, molecular function: peptidyl-tRNA hydrolase activity. Lineage: Eukaryota; Viridiplantae; Streptophyta; Magnoliopsida; Cucurbitales; Cucurbitaceae.